This is a messenger RNA of Cladophialophora immunda, 2493 nucleotides long. RefSeq lists its product as uncharacterized. The coding region runs from base 1 to 2493 and encodes 830 amino acids. NCBI's taxonomy places the organism in Eukaryota, Fungi, Ascomycota, Eurotiomycetes, Chaetothyriales, Herpotrichiellaceae. Gene Ontology annotation, biological process: positive regulation of transcription from RNA polymerase II promoter by galactose; DNA-templated transcription. Gene Ontology annotation, molecular function: RNA polymerase II cis-regulatory region sequence-specific DNA binding; zinc ion binding; DNA-binding transcription factor activity, RNA polymerase II-specific. Gene Ontology annotation, cellular component: nucleus. The record is from RefSeq and is a predicted model, not a curated record. The transcript is spliced from 6 exons.
AUGAUUCCGACGUUCCGAGGCAUCGUACCUUCGGACCUCCGCACAUCGGAUGAGUCCCGGUUCCUCCCCUCCCCCAGAGACCGACCCAUCCCCCUGCUUCCCCAGACUCACCUCCCGCAGGGUCGCCAGGCGGAUGCUGGAUCCUACACCUCGCCUGUACACAGGGACCGCAGCGAGAUGGCCUUCAGGUUUGGCUCGCAUGAGUCUGAGGACUCACCUGACAACCGGGCAGACCGACGCAAUCAACGCCGCUUUGACGAGGACGAUGGUCGAGCAAGUAAACGACAACGUACCGCGUUGGCUUGCAACUCGUGCAGGUAUCGCAAGUCCCGCUGCAAUGGCGUGCACCCCACGUGUUCGACAUGCAGUGACUUGGGGCUCGAGUGUGUCUACAGAGGCCCCGCUCCCACGCCCCGAUUCCAGUCUCGGGACCUGCAGUCGAUGGAGAGGAGGCUGCAGAAGUUUGAGGAUCUGUUGCUGGGGAUCGUGACGAACCAGCAGAUGAGUGGCAACUCGAACAACAACAACAUCACCACCCCAGCCAUGUCGCGAUACCCAUCCCAGCCUCAAGGCGGUUCUUACGUCGAAGCACCGCCUCUACAAAACACCUCGGUGCCAGCCUUUCCCAACCUGGUGCGCUUCCAACCAGAGCAGGCGACGGCACAGCGUGACCAACCAAUGUCCAAGCUGUGGCCGAUGGCACAGGAGGACACCGUCGACGGGAUGGGGAGCAUCAUCUUCGCGGACGACUCUAGCUCGGGGUUUUUUGGUCCAUCCUCGAACUCGGCCUUCUUCAGCAAGAUCGCCAAGGUCCUGGCUCUGGGAAUACGGACCAUGCCCGAAGGCAGAGACUCGACGCGAGAUCUGGCGGGGGCCUUGUCGCGGCCUGCAUCCCCUGCAGCGCAGAGCAGAGGCAGCGCCCGCCCCGUCAACCCUUACAAACUGCCCUCGCGAGCGGAGAUCUCUCGAAUCACUGACAUUUUCUUCUCCCACACUGGCCAGUUUUUCCCUUACAUCUCCAAGACCAGCUUGACGGAGAUGGUGGAAGAGCUCGAGUCGACCAAUUUCAGCAACGUUCGGAAGUCGGGCUUGUGCCUGCUGAACGCCGUCUUAGCCAUGGGCACGAGUCUGGAUAGAGGGGUGGGUCGUCAUCCCAAAUCGAUCGAGAUCGAAGCAGACGUCUUCUUCCAGCGCGCACUGGCUCUGUCUCCGUGGACCAUCUCAAAUACCGCCAAUUUGGAGACCUUGCAAGCGCUCACGGCCAUGACCCAAUAUCUACAAGGCACGUCGAGAUCUGCACAGACCUGGAAGCUCCACGGCCUACUUGUGCAGGCGGCGUUCCAACUGGGGGUCUAUACCCAGGAUCCAAACGCGAAGAUCUCGGCCUUGGAACGGGAAAUUCGCACCAGGAUCUGGUACACAUGCAUCAUCCUUGACCGGGUUUUCAGCACCACCUUCGGGAGGCCACUCUUGAUCAACAACGAGCUCAUUCACAUUGACUUGCCGUUGGACAUCGAGCUCGAUCAACUCCCAAAGGAUCAAUCCCAAUUCGAGAUGCCCCAAAAUCCCGAAUCGAGGCCUUCGCCGGGUGUCAUCUUCAUCCCAAGCAUUAAGCUAUACCGUCUCCAGGGCGACAUUAUCUGCGACAUUUACAACCACAACGUGAUCUCCUCGCACACCGUGCGGUCCGACGAGCUCUACAGCAAGAUCAUCCAAGUCGACCACGCGCUGGAAAAAUGGAAGGCGGACCUCCCCCCCAUUUCCGCGCUGCUGCCGCUCGAGUUUGUCGACAACAUGGACACCGAGAGCUGGGCGUACACCAAGGCGCAGACCACGCUGACGCUCCGCUACCUCAACGUCCGCGCCCUGCUUUUCCGCAAGAUCCUGGAGCGCUCCCUCGACCACUUUGCCAAGUCGAGCACUUCGGCCGUGCCCCCGAGCGGCUCGUUGCCCAUUGGCCAGAUCAUGAUCCAAGCCUGCGCGGACGCGUGUGUCCAGACCAUCGCCAUCAUCCGAACGACGGUCUCGAAGCCGCAGGUGCUACCUGCGUGGUGGUAUACGGUAUACUACGUCUUCAAUUCGGCCUUGAUCCUGUUUGGCGUCAUCUGCCUGCAGACCCUGGGCAAGACGAACUUCGGGACCAAACCCGCGGCCGAGCUGGUGGCCGUCAUCCAAAGCGGCCUCGAGGCACUGGAGAUCAUUGGGAAGGAGAGGCGCAUUGUCCGCCGGUGUUCAAAGUACCUGACCAAGAUCAUCCUCGUGUCGACCUUGCUGGUGCGGAACCACGCGUCAGUGCAACAGCUUCCCGCCGGGGUCACGGCGCUGAUCAAUUCCCUGCCCAACGGAAAUCCUCCCCCCUCCACCAGUGGCGGAAAUACACCCUCGCCGCUGCAGACGGAUUUCGGACAGUUCUUGAUCGACGAGGACUACGCCUUCUUGGAUGUCUGGACGGACCUUGUUCAGGACACCUCGACCGCAUUCCCCAAUGCUUGA